CCACUAUCAUGCAUACGUGCGUACGGUUCUGCAGCAUCCUGCGAUCGUCAGUAGACGAUGACCACUCGGUGGCGUCACAUCGUUCCUCGAUCAUCUACCUAAAUUGCUUUCCCUGACGCAAGACGGACAUGUGGAGCCGCGCGAUCAUUCUGAUCCUGGUGAUCGCCGCGCCCUGGGCGACCUGCGAAUGGCAUGCGGACGCGGGUCCAUGGUUUGAAGCCACAAAGGGCGAAGUUUGGCCCAUGCCAAAUUCGCGUGUGGUAAAAGAAGAUUUCUAUCUGUUGCGACCAUCCAACUUUGAUAUCCGAGUAAACGGCGAGACAUGUGAUAUAAUAACCGAGGCGAUAGAACGGUAUAUGAGAAUCAUUUUGACGGAAGCAAGAAUAGCGAGGUUAGUCACGGAAGGGCCAAGAACAUGCGUUCGGGAUGAUCCCUAUUUCAAAGGCACUCUUGAAGCCCUAAGCAUCCGCCUUUUGCAACCUUGCGAAGAGAAUGGCGAUCAUUGGCCGCACUUGUACAUGAAUGAAUCUUAUAAACUUGAGAUAAAUGAAACAUCAUCAGUCGCCGUUCUCCGGGCCGAAUCCGUUUGGGGAAUCCUUCGAGGCCUCGAGACUUUCUCACAGAUAUUGGCACCAUCCGGAGACGGCCCGAGCUUGAAAGUAAAAUGCCAGACUAUUGUGGACGAGCCGAAACUACCGCACCGCGGUCUUUUAUUGGAUACCUCUCGGCAUUAUCUACCCCUGUCUGACAUCCUGUUGACACUGGACGCUAUGUCGUACAACAAGCUCAACGUUCUUCAUUGGCACAUCGUCGACGAUAACAGCUUCCCAUACCAAAGCACCAGGUAUCCCGAUCUAUCCGCUAAAGGCGCUUACCAUCAUUCGAUGAUCUAUACGCCUAACAACGUGCAAAAGGUCGUCGAUUACGCGAGAUUACGAGGGAUUCGAGUGAUGCCCGAAUUCGACACACCUGGACACACCAGAUCGUGGGGUUUGGCCUAUCCGGAAUUAUUAACCAUAUGUUACGACUCUUCCGGGAAGCCGAAUGGUAAAUUAGGUCCGUUGAACCCGACGAAGCCGGCGCUGUACGAUUUCAUACGAAAUUUGUUCUCCGAGAUCGUGCAAGUGUUCCCGGAUCAAUAUCUUCACUUGGGUGGUGACGAAGUACCGUUCGAUUGUUGGGGCAGCAAUCCGGAAAUUGGCGAGUACAUGAAAACGCACAAUAUGUCCAACAGAUACGAGCUGCUCGAAAAUCAAUACAUAGCCAAGAUACUCGCGAUCAGCAAAUCGCUGGACGCCAAUACUAUCGUAUGGCAAGAAGUUUUCGAUAAUGGCGUUGUCCUACCCACAACUACCGUAGUGCAUGUUUGGAAACUACCGAGUUGGCAAAAGGAGCUCGAGAGAGCGACAAUCGCAGGGCAUCCGGUUUUGCUAUCCUCUUGCUGGUAUCUCGACCACCUCGCCAGCGGCGGCGAUUGGGAGAAGUAUUAUAAUUGCGAUCCCUUCGACUUUAUCAAUGCGGCCAAUGCCACUCAUUUAAUGCUCGGCGGCGAAGCCUGCAUGUGGGCAGAAUUUGUCAAUAAAAAUAACGUACAUUCGAGGAUCUGGCCACGUGCGAGCGCAGCAGCCGAACGUUUGUGGAGUUUCAACAAACAGGAAAAUACAGUUGCCGCUAAACGUCUGGAAGAGCAUGCUUGCCGUAUGAAUAGACGCGGUAUUCCCGCCCAGCCGCCGAAUGGACCAGGAUUCUGCGUGACAUACACCUUGUCCCCCUUGUUAGAACACAGUGUUCUAAUUGGCAAGUCACUGAUAAUUAUGCAACUGUAUGCAAAGGUGCGUCAUGAGUCUACGGAAACGCAAAAAUACGAGCUUGUUACACGAAACGCUUCAGUGAUGAGAUUUAAAAUUAUGGAGAAAGUCUCAAUCGAGAAGAAUUCUGAAUACAAAGAGUUAUCUGCACAUCCAAGCGUAGCAAAUUUACGAACUAUCAAUAUAAGCCAUCAAGAAAGUUCGCGAUCUACAAAAUCGCCGUCUGUACAGAACUUGGACAAAUCGCAUUCGUUAAACAAUUUCGCGAAAUCAGAAAACGAUCAAAAAAGAAUGCUACCGGAUGAGAUGCAACCUCCAAAAACCAGAUUUAGCUCUCGAGACAGAUCGAAGGAGACACAUUUAGCUUCCUCUCCACGACUCAAAAGUUUCCCUGCCGAAAAGAUCAAGAAAUUGGACAAUCAGCCAAUGUUCUUGCCCGAACCAAACGGCGCUUUAAUCGGACAAAACCCUCAAGAAACUGACACCUUCUUCGCGAGUUCCUCUAUCAGAAGUAACAACGGUCAUGGUGACGCGAUACCUGCUACAUUAUCGUCAUAUCAACAAUCAAAACUGCAGGAUACAUCCAAUACGGAUCAGCAACAGAUUGUAGCUAACCAUCAACAUAUUUGUGAAACAAGACCACAUUCUGAAAACUUGCUCACUCAACCCAUUGCGUCUCCCGAAAGACAUCCUUUUGUAUCAAGCAUGUCCCAAGGAACAGUCGCCUGUGAUCGAUCAUUUCAAAACCCAUCCGCGACGAUUAAUCAGCCGGUAAUCAUUGCAACUCCGACGCAAGUCACAAUGUCGCAAAUGCAACAAUCUUCGAGUAAUUCUCAUGCAAUUACCGAUCAAAAUCGCAAUGAAACAUCCGCUCUUGUUAGUGGAUGCGAAAGGCAAUCGAUUGGCGGCCAAAACGCAGUUAAUCAUAAACAAAUGUUUAUACAACCGAAGCAAGCAGCGGUACAGGAUGCAAACCCGCCGUUAAGUGAUCGAUGUGCCAGUAACUGUCAAAAUGUCUAUCAUGCUCAGUUGCAUGGUUCAUUUCAGCAAAAUUCUCAACAAAUAAAUGAACAAACGCAGCACAACGCGUAUCAUCAGCAAAUGUUGCCGCAAGCUCUCAAUCAAGUGCAACCACCAAUACUCGAUCAGCGACAACAUCUACAUAAUAAUUCAGGAUUAUAUGGUCAUUAUAAUCAACAAUUAUCUGCUACACAAACUUCUGGAUAUGGAAUGACUUCGCCACAAGACAUGACAGUAAAUCAGAUGAGAUUAAUACAACAUAAGUUGCCUAUCCAUAACCAUAACCUUGGAUAUUCUGCCAAUCUUCAACCGGCAUGGACGCAAAAUGAUCGAUGGAUGCAAACACCAAAUCAGCAACAUCUGCAUCAACAAUCCCCGCAAAAAUGGCAGUAUUAUCAUCAAGAUACUAAUUUCAAUCAAAAAGAUUCUAAAAGCCAAGGUCAAUCUAAUCCAUCACAGAACCAUAAAUCUACUAAUCAACAAUCGGCCGCGGAAGCUCACAGUCAACAAAAUGAUGGAAAAAAGAAACUGCAAUUCACAUCUGAUAUGAUACGCGAUCAGGAGCUGCUAGUUUCCACCAUGAGGCAACAAGGUAUACCUGAGGAGAUCAUGCGCCGUCAAUUUGACGCAUUGCUGAACGAACAACAAAAGCAUCUAGUUUAUCUCACGCAAUUUCAACAACAGGAAAAUAUUCCGGAUGUAAAAAAAAUUCGACUUGUGCAAAGAAGAAUAGAGAAGGAAGAAAAACCAGAAUGGAUGAUACACAUUACGCCACCGCGAAUAUCUUACAAUGAGAUUGAAAGACUGACGGCACAGCAAAGAGAUCAAAAGAAACAAUAUCAAACAGACGGUCAAUCGCCGGAAGAAGUUAACAGAACAGUGACUGCUCGACAACAAGAUUAUGGCCAACAGAAAAAGCAAGAAAUAAACAAUCAAGCUAGUCUGCCUCAACAGAUGUACGUUCAGAUGAAUCCUCAUCAAUGGCAGCAACAGAUGAUCAACUGGCCAUAUAAAAAUGAUCAUCAAACUUAUACAGCCAGUUAUCCUUAUGGUCAUCAGCAAAAUACAUUAAAUAAUAUAUAUCAUCAGGCAAAUCCAACUUUUAACAAAUACAUACCAUAUAAUACGCGUUAUAAUCCAUAUUACUCGCAACCUGAGCAACAAAAAAUUUGGCAAAACAAAGAACAUAAUCCAACUUCAUCAAAUUCAAUUGAUAAUCAGAGACUGCCAAUGGACUUUGCACGUUUUGAGCAGAAUAAAAGACCUACCGAACCUUCUAGCUUGUUAAAGAUACGGAUGUACAAAGAAAUGAUUCGUCCUCAGAAGCGGAAUAACGGUUUGCAGGAUCCAAACACUAUACAAAAGGUGCUGGAAACACUGAAGAAUCCGUCGAGUAGAAAAGGUCUCGAAUAUAUGGCCAAUAUUACCAAGAAAAGACCCGUCAUUAGAUUGAAUGGUGCUCAAGAUUCUAACGAGACUCCGGAAGAUAUGCAACCGCGACCAUCCGUAGAAAUGACCCCGCAGUCUCAGAAAAAAAUCUCGGCAAACGGUUUGGAGAACACAAGGAAUCCUAAUAAUCCUGUGCCAUGUAUUAUGCCACCUAAGAGAGCCGAUGAGCCCGGGAUAAGAGAAUAUCCGCGACAGAGGCAGAAUGCAAGAAUUUGUUACAGUAUGCAAGCCGAAAAGGAAAACGGCGCGAUAGCGAUUAAUAGCGAUCAACAGCGAUGGCAACCGCGAGACCACGCAGUUUCCUACACGCAGGAUGCGAGAUCGAUUCCUUACGAUCGACAGAAUGUACCUGUAACGCAGGGACGUCACGGCGACAAUAUCCCGGUUUUCCAAAACGCGAGUGCUCCUCCUCAACAUUAUCAUCAGAUGCAGCAAUACUAUCUAAACGGACAGAAUUUAGCCGGUCACAGUGGCCAGGGCGACGUUGUGAGCAUGCAACGACCGGAUGCACCGGGCGCGAUGAGAAUCGAUCGCGCCGGCGGUGAUACCGGUGAGAAAUCGAAUGCCGAAGGGGCGACGAAGCGCGUAGAUAUGCAAGCGAUACAGCGAACGAACGUUUAUGGCCAACCGGAAAUCCACGAGACAAGGACCAUCGGAGGUAUCACGUACCUCGCCAGGAAGCCCGAAUACGCCCCUAACAAUCUCACCAUUUCACCAAAUAAAUUAAUCGCGAGUAGACAUUUGCAACCCCCGAGAAUAUUUUAA
This is a messenger RNA of Formica exsecta, 5042 nucleotides long. RefSeq lists its product as uncharacterized. Gene Ontology annotation, biological process: ganglioside catabolic process; carbohydrate metabolic process; glycosaminoglycan metabolic process. Gene Ontology annotation, cellular component: membrane. The transcript is spliced from 10 exons. Bases 129 to 5042 code for a protein of 1637 amino acids. Gene Ontology annotation, molecular function: beta-N-acetylhexosaminidase activity. The record is from RefSeq and is a predicted model, not a curated record. Lineage: Eukaryota; Metazoa; Arthropoda; Insecta; Hymenoptera; Formicidae.